Molecule: messenger RNA, 4774 nt
Organism: Paralichthys olivaceus (Japanese flounder)
Lineage: Eukaryota; Metazoa; Chordata; Actinopteri; Pleuronectiformes; Paralichthyidae
Source: RefSeq, a predicted model, not a curated record
CUGCUGCAAGUGCCCUUGAGCAAGCGUCCCUACACCAGGCUGACCUCUGACCUCUGAAGGGAACAAGCUUCCCCUGCAGUGCAUGUGGGAGAAGAGGAGGAAACUAAGUGUGUGGAGUAAGUGGGGAUGGGUGAAGAAGGGGUGUGGGCUGGAGGGUGUCGCUGGUGAUGUCACACCUCCCAGACAGCCACGAUUGGACCCUAAUUAGAAAGCUCGGCAGCAAAUAGAUAGGAGCCAUGCAUGGUUGAAUCCAAAGUGGCUGAUGCCAAACAUUUCUAGUCGGGAGAGGAGCGGGAGGACCGGAGCCGCUGCGCUGAGAACAGUCUGUGUGUGUGUGUGAGCUGGAGUUACAGAGGUGAUACACGAACAGCAAGACGCACACACUCCUCCCUCCCUCUCCACGCUGGUUCGCAGGGAGAGCCGAAAUAGUCCCGAGUCUACGUCAAACCUUCUGCGUUAUCGCACAGCAACGGAGGCUGGAAGCGACACAAAGUACAAAGCAAGAGUCGAGCCGCCCGAGUCCUCCCAAGUUGUCCCUGCGCUUCGCUCCAAAGCAGGCGAGGGGCUGCAUGCGCCGAUGGCAUCCGUACUUGGAAACAGCAGCCGCGCGUCCGGGGCUCAGGGCGGCCAGGUGAAAUGCAAGCUGAAGAGGAGGAGGAGGAGGCGAUCGAAGAGAAAAGAGAAAGUCAGUAUGCUGUCAGCAUUGAUCGCUCCCUUCAAGUACAUAAGCCCUGGGACCAGCAGCACAGAGGACGAGGACAGUUUAAGUACCAGCAGCGCAGAGGUAAAGGAGAACCGUAACAUCGGUAACUUAGAGGAUCGCACCAUAGGAUCUGCAGAGUGCCAGUCGCUUUUCUGCUCCGACUCUACAAGAAGCGGCGGCUCUGGACUGAAGAGGAAACGGCCGCUGGAGGAAGACAACAAUGGCCACUUUUGUCACCUCCGUCUCAUCUAUAAGAAACUGUCCUGGUCUGAGGCUCCAAAGAACGCUCUAGUGCAGUUGAAUGAGCUGCGGCCGGGCCUGCAGUACCGCAUGGUAUCGCAGACAGGCCCCGUGCAUGCCCCGGUCUUCUCCAUCGCUGUGGAGGUGAAUGGGCUGACUUUCGAGGGCACGGGCCCCACAAAGAAGAAAGCUAAGAUGAGGGCUGCAGAGUUGGCCCUCAAGUCUUUCAUCCAGUUCCCUAACGCUCCUCAGGCUCACCUCGCCAUGGGAAACAUCUCCAAUCCUUCCGCUGACUUCACCUCAGACCAGGCGGACAUCCCUGACACACUUUUUAAGGAAUUUGAGUCCUCGCCUUGCUCUGAUGGCCUCUCGCUCUGCAACUCCGCCGCUGAGAGCGAGUUGCUAUCGAGCGAGCUACUGAGACAUGGACGGUUGCUUCGCCACACCUUGGACCUGAUGGUGCAGGCGCAGCAGAGGCUGGGUGGAAUUGUUCCAGAGCCCGAAGCCCCCAAGAGUCCUGUGGCGUUGUUAAAUGAGCUCCGGCCGGGCCUGCGCUACGCCUGCCUUUCGGAGCGAGCCGAAGGCCGACGGCUGCAUAGCUUUGUGAUGGCGGUGCGCGUGGACGGGCGGAUAUUUGAGGGCUGCGGUCGCAGCAAGAAGCUGGCCAAGACCCAGGCGGCCCAAUGUGCUCUUCAGGCCCUCUUCAACAUCAGGACGGCCCCUGAGGGGAGGACAGGCCUCAAAGCCAGCAGGAAGACUUGUCCUCAUUUACCCCAGGACUUUGCCGAUUCGAUAUUCCACUUGGUGAGGGAGAAGUACCGGUCGCUGGUGGGCGGCUGCAGUCCUGCGCACGCACGACACAAAUCCCUGGCAGGCAUCGUAAUGACCCAAGGACUGGACCUGAGGCACGCCCAGGUGGUGGCCUUAUCCACGGGCACCAAGUGCAUCAAUGGCGAGUAUCUGAGUGACCAGGGGCAGGUGGUCAAUGACUGUCACGCUGAAGUCACGGCCCGGAGAGCCCUGCUCCGCUUCCUCUACUCUCAACUUGAACUCUUCUUGAGUAAAAGGCCAGAGGACUGGGAGGAUUCGAUAUUCAUGCGGCACAAGGAGUGCGGCUUCAGGUUGAGAGACGAUGUCCACUUCCACAUGUACAUCAGCACGUCACCGUGUGGCGACGGGAGACUCAACUCGCCCUAUGAAAUCACCACUGACCUACACAGCAGCAGACACCUCAUGAGGAAGCACCGAAACCACCUGCGGACCAAAAUCGAGUCCGGGGAGGGAACAGUGCCGGUGCGAUGUCGGGGGGCGGUCCAGACUUGGGACGGCGUCUUACAGGGCGAGCAGCUCAUCACCAUGUCCUGCACCGACAAGAUCACCAGAUGGAAUGUCCUGGGCCUGCAGGGGGCGCUGCUGAGUCACUUCCUGGAGCCCGUGUACCUGCACAGCGUGACCGUCGGCAGCCUGCGCCACACGGGCCACAUGGGCCGAGUUCUGAACCAGCGGCAGGAGCGGCUCGGACCCCUGCCCGCCACGUACAGACGCAACCAGCCGCUGCUCAGUGGGCUGAGCAGUGCCGAGUACCAGCAGCCAGGAAAGGCCUCGUGCGUGAGCGUCAACUGGACGCUGGGCGACGUGCAGCUGGAGGUGGUCAGCACGGCCACGGGACGGAGACGGGACUCAGGGACCCCCUCGCGUAUCUGCAAGCACGCCCUGUUCACCCGUUGGAGCAGACUGUACCGCAAGUUGGGGAUCCACGUGUCCGGCUCAACGGACCACCACCUCCUGUACUGCGAGGCAAAGAUGGCGGCGCGCCCCUAUCAGACAGUGAAGCAGCAGUGGUUCAGAUCUCUGCAGGAAACGGGCCUCGGCACCUGGGUGAAGAAACCGCCUGAGCAGGAACAGUUCCUGCUGGCGGUCUGAAGAAGAGUGUGUGUGUGUGUAUGUGUGUGUGUGUGUUAGAGAGAGCGAGAGAGAAAAAGCAGAAGUGUUUGUUUAACCUUUAUUUUUUUAGUAAGACAACUCUGUGCUCCUCACCGACAUCGUGUUUCACAACCUUCACACCCGAAUGUUUCAACCCCUAAACUCAUCACCACCGUCAUUCACCCGCAUCGAGAGGAAGGUUGGCAGCACGGGCCGAAAAGGAAAAAGGUACCAACAAUAAUCGUUUAGACCCACGAACGCACACAUUUAAGCAAACACACACCUAAAUACCCCACCUCUCUGUCUGUCAGGGAAGGGUGGGGUAACCUUGAGCAGAAUGAAAGACAGCCGCUAUCUUGUCAUCAGCUAUUUCCGGGCCCCAAGGCUCCCGCUGAGGAGCCGAGCCACGGGGGAGAGAGAGAGAAAGGGAAAGAAAGAGAAAGGGAGAGAGAGAGAGAGGAGUCCACGUCCAAUUACCAGCCCUGUCAGGGUGAUGGCUGAUAGAGGAAGAGGAAGGAAAAAGAGAGAGUGAGAAAAAGAGACCUGCUUCAGACCUCCUCACCUUCCCCUCACUCUCUCAUUUCUUUCGUCUUCCCCGACUCACCCCUUGACUUCCGACUUCCCUCCCUCUUUUGUCUCCCUCCUUUGCCCUCUCUCCAUUUUCUUCUUACCGCCAUCUAUUUCCCUCGCCUCCUCUUUGUCACUCUCUCUCCUGCCUCUCAUCCGACGGAUUUCCACAUGACAGGUUAAUACACCCUCUUUUUUUACCCCCGUUCUCACCCCACUGGGCAGAGAGGAGGAAUAGAAACGUGGUGAGGUAUGUAAACACGGCCAUUACAGCGCUCUACAAAGUACAAACGGAGGUAAUGCCGGUGAAGAAGGAGGUGUAUUUUCUUGUUUUCCCUCUCUGUUUAUCUCUGUUCCCUCCUUCUCUUUUGACCUCAGCUUGUCCUGUUCUGUUUUUCCAAACACCUGAAUCACCAAUAAGAGUGAGUUUGGGUUGUGACUCAUUAGUGAGGCCUCGUUGACCUCAUCGACUCGUGCUCCCUCGCCGUGUCAAGACCGCCCUGAGCCGAUAACAGUCGAGGUGGCGUGCAGCUUUGCUCAGCACUUUGGUCGACUUCACUUUUAAACGCCAUCUUCCCAACACGUAGGCGUUAUUAGAUUCACAACUGCGAUGUGACUCUAGAUCCAUGUACAUUUGUACCUCCCACUGAUUUUUGCAUAUUUCUCGAUGUAAACAUACAAGCCAGCUAAAUGUUCAUAUGAAUUACGAUCAUGACUUGUGUAGUUGUGUCCCUGUUCUCUUGAAGGUACUGAAAAUGAAUAGAAGGCGUCACCAGCUCGGCCCAGUCAGUGGCAAUAUCCAAAUAGUGAGAGCGACAUCUAGUGGUACACUUCUGUCUUCUUUUGGUUUUCCUCUCCUGCCCCUGCUGAUGCUGGGAACUUCACAAACUCCAGUGAGGAUACAGUUGAACUGUGAGUCUGAAAAAUAAGCUCUUUGGUGGAGGGAUGAUUUUACACACAAAGCAUUGAACUGAGAAUAGGACCCACAUGUGAACUGCUUCUGUUUUCUUUGUAAUUUUUUCAAAGGCCAAUCAGUUUUUAUCAGUUCUGCAUUUAAAGAGGUAUGAAUUUGAUUUUUUUUUUUUUUAAGCCCCUGAAAAUCGGAUUUCAAAUUUGAAGUAUUACUCACUAUUAUUGGAUAUUCUGUUGAAAAAGAAUGUCUUCAUAAAAUUUGUUGGGUGGUUAACUGUCAAAACUGGGUUGGCUGCUGUUUGAUCAGAUUCUGUCCUGACUCCUUUAUUUAAGAAUGUGACAAAACUUUUUUUAAAUGAGGCCCCACAGUUAAACCAGUACCAAGAGAAUACAUAAGAUUUUCAUGUUAAAUAUCCAAAACAUUUUAAA